CUCUAUAUAGAUAAUACAUAAAGCUCGCAGAUUUGAUGUUCUAUUCAUCUUUAAGCUUUUGAAGUGUUAGUUUGCUCUUUAGUCUCAUCUUCUGAUCACCUGAAAUAUCAUCGCGCGUACUAUUGCCUAAAGCAUUAAAACUCGUAAAGGUUUAAAUGAAAAUUAAUUCAAUUUCUUGAUAGUGUCCAUUUUAAGGAUCUUCAUAGUUUUGUGUUUUUGGUCUUAAUAACCUGGUUAUUAAGGCCGUCUGUGGGAUCAUUUUUCGCGUUUUGCAAUAAAAUUUAAGAGCAGAACUGAAAAAAGGCGGUGAAAUAUCUAUCAUGAGCUGUGUGUACGGACAACAAAACAAGAAUUAUAUCAUUAUUAAUCAUCACGAGACUAAUUACAAAAUUAAUAAGCAUCCGACAAAUAAGCAAACCUUGCGAGGCAUUAAUAUUUGUACUUCGCAGAGAAAAGAUAAAAUUAGAAAGUUUAUGAGAGGUACUUCUACAACACACGUCAAAAUGCCUACUGUCGCGACAAUUACUUGGCUGGGUGCCUAAAGAGUUAAGAUUUCAUUAGGAGCUCAAGAAGAGUUCAAAUUCUAUUCAAAAUGGUUGCUCAAAAGAUCACCUGUCCGAGUCGGAGCGACGAUAUCGGAAAUCAGUACACCAAUUCAAACACCAAAAGAUAUGGUUUUUUCGCAAACGAGUCACAAGACUCAAAGUCUUUUGAAAGUGGUAGAACUAGAUCGUUUAAAGCCCGAAAAGAGUCUUCAGGCGAACGGGUUAACCGGAGUGGUUACCGACGGAAACACAGGAGCGAUGCCGACUUCACCGGUGCCCACCACCAGUUAUUCAGAGGAAUAUUUGAAACCGGAGCCGCUGUUCGACGACACAAUGUUUCAGAACGAACCGGACUGCGAGUUCUUCCAAGAUCUGGUUCAGUGGUGCUCCGCUCCCGCCAAGGAAGAACAAGUACAGACCAUUGAUCCCCCCAAAAACACUGAAGAAAGGGCAUAUAACAUCGACACACCACAAACACCAUUCUCCCCGCAUGGGUGGGAUGCAUUCGACGUUAACUCUCCAUAUUAUCAGGCAGGCUUUUACAACACAACACCUGUUGAACAGUUCUCCUCGAAUAUCGAAGCGUUUGGCCAAUACACCAAACCUUUACCAUUCCCAGAAGAACAAGCCAAAGUACCAAUGCAGGAACAAUUUCUAGACAUCGUCAACCUGCCGGUUGUUAUUGGAGACUUGACGUCCAGUACUGUUCCCGACAGGAAUACCUGGCAAGCGCCGGAUCCCGUCGAGUGGACACACACACACGACACUCAUUAUACAAAAGUAUAUAACACAAACACACACAACACGAUGCCCUUAAUCGAUCAAGAAGACUCCCUCGACUCAAAAUUUGUUUCUGUCAUUCCGCGGGAGGUGGAGAGUAACAACGUAUUUAUUUCUGAGUUUAUUAUCAACGAUGACCGGGGUAAAGGAGGGCUGUUGCAAGAACCAGGGGUUCCGAAGCGCAGUGACGGGCUCACAGUGGACGUCCGGACGCAUGCGCCCAACUGGCCCGCCGACAUCAUCAGCACGCCAGAGGUCCUCAGCUAUGUCGAGCAGAUGGAGAAAGAAAAAUACCCUCACCCAUCCCUCAUGAAGUUGGCGAAAUCACGGCCAGUUCAAGAACCAGCGCCGAACAUCGAAACUUCGUGCACGCAAUUGGACACUCCACCGCGGGUCGACUACGAUCCUAUCACCCCUAAAAGCGAAUCUCACGUCGAGUCGGACAAUGACGACAGCAAGUCACAUUCAAGCCGAAAACGACAUCACGACAGUGAAGAUUCGGAUGAGACAUAUACACCUUACAUAGAACAGCCCUCCAGAAAAUACAAAAGAAGAAAACCUAGUGUACCUAUCAAAGACAUGAUCAUCGCGCUUGAAGGGUCACAGCAGCUGACGAGAGCGCGACGAGGCCGUCCUCCCAAGAGACGGGAGAGCACGGUGUCAUCCGUGUGCAGUGUCGACGAGAACUCGUCGUCCAUCUCCACACAGGAAACUAAAUAUAGAGAGUUAAGAGAUAAGAAUAAUGAAGCGUCCAAAAGAUCUAGGAUGAACAGGAAACUCAAGGAACUACAGAUGGAACAAUUAGUUAUUGAAUUAGAAGAAAGAAAUAAAAAAUUAAAAGUCAAAGCUGAUAUUUUAGAAGAAAUGACGAAAAAAUUGAAAGACGCGUUAAUGACAGCAAUCUUGCAAAAAUGAAGAUGGCAACCAGUUGAAUCUGCUUGUGUCCCACUGUAGAGCGCCUUGCGUUUCUUGUGUUAAUAAUUCGUGGGUAUAGCCGAAGCGUGGCAAACACACUUGCCUCUCAGCUAAUAGAACGGAUCAGUAAUUAAUGAUGGUAGAUUAGGCAUUUAGAUUUAUUUGUUGCUAACAUAUUGAAUUUACAUUUACUUACACGUUUGGGGAAAUAUGUUAGUAGAUUAGGUUUAGAGUGACCGGAUUUAGUGGAGAAUGAGCGCUGGCUAUGCCCACAAGGUUAAACGUAAAACUACAAAGGUUUUGUAGAUGUCGUGAGUGUUACGAUUAAUAAAUACGUUGAUAAUGUAGGUUUCUUGAUUGUUCUUGAAGCCUCCUAGUGUCGAAAGGGAGGUUAUAGUAAUAGGGUAAUUGGUGAAGAAUAGGAAUGUAUCCCAUAGCACGAUUCGGGUGUAAUUGGGAUGCAUACUAUCAGCAUAUAUUUUUAAUUUGAUCAAUUUUGAAUUGAAUCAAGAAUUUUAUAUUAAUUGUUUUAGAGAUAACAUGACUUAAAAAUAAGCCAUAAUAAUGUUAUUUGUACCCACUGUUGUGUGCCUAGUAUUUUGCGUACUCAAACGAGGGCAAAUAUGCACCAGCUUGCUUGUGUGGUUAUUUGUAUGAGAAAUUAUUUCUUUUUAACAUUUGUAUCCGCUUAUCGAGUAUAUUUUAUUUUCUAUCGUUUAAGCGGAUGUAUUUUAUAACAAUAUAAAUGUAGUACAAUUGGUUUAAUUAUUGCAUGGUAUGGAUUAAAUAUUUUCUCUAAAUGUAAUUGAAAUAAAGAAUCUAAAUGUUUGUUGCA
Manduca sexta (tobacco hornworm) is the source of this 3075-nucleotide messenger RNA. RefSeq lists its product as uncharacterized. The transcript is spliced from 6 exons. Gene Ontology annotation, biological process: regulation of DNA-templated transcription. The record is from RefSeq and is a predicted model, not a curated record. Gene Ontology annotation, molecular function: DNA-binding transcription factor activity. NCBI's taxonomy places the organism in Eukaryota, Metazoa, Arthropoda, Insecta, Lepidoptera, Sphingidae. The coding region runs from base 672 to 2240 and encodes 522 amino acids.